This is a messenger RNA of Geosmithia morbida, 1746 nucleotides long. RefSeq names its product Fungal trans. Gene Ontology annotation, biological process: DNA-templated transcription. NCBI's taxonomy places the organism in Eukaryota, Fungi, Ascomycota, Sordariomycetes, Hypocreales, Bionectriaceae. The coding region runs from base 1 to 1746 and encodes 581 amino acids. Gene Ontology annotation, molecular function: DNA binding; zinc ion binding. The record is from RefSeq and is a predicted model, not a curated record. The transcript is spliced from 4 exons.
AUGAACUCAACGUUACUCGGCACUUCGAGCUCGACAAAGACCGUAUCGGUGCACAUCGCAUCCCACCUACGUUCGCUCGCCGCACCAUGCCGCUCCCUCGGCGAGCAGGUGUCGUCUGCUUCCGUUGCUGAGAUGGAGACCCCCGUCCAGGUAAAGUGCGAUCUGCAAGACAGCCCAGACGGGUCCACGCCCGGCUCGGACUCACCCACCGCAGACGACGGCUUCGGCGGACAAUGUUACUUUGCCGGACUGCCCUCUGAGACGGUGGCCUCGAUGCCUCGCGAAUCCUACGAUACUGCUCUGGCGCGGCCGUUUGCAGCGCGUCUACGCCAGGCCGUCAUGCUGCUGAUCAAGCCUUCGUCGCUGCCGCGGCCCGGUCUCCUGAGUGCUUGGAGUGAGGCUUUCAUGAGCAAGGCCUUUCACCACUGCCCCGUCGUCGAGACGGGGGACUUGCCGCCGGAGGGUUCAUCCGUCGCGGUCAAUCUGGGCCUGUGCCUCGUGGGGAAUAUGGUGAGGCACGACACCCGGGCACCGCGGGUGGCGGGCGACCUGGUUGAGAAGCUGAGCCUCUUGUUGGCCGUCGACUACGAGCAGAACCGCGUGCAGCUGCUAAAAUCCCUGUGCCUCGUAUCAUGCUGGGACGGCGCGCCGACGGCGCAGGCUAGCCUGUACGGGGCGUGGCACUGGAUCGGAGCUGGGGUGCGGCUCAUGGUGCAGAUGGGGCUGCAUAGGCGCGCGGCGUACGCUGACCAUCUCGAUUCGGCGUGUCUGAAGCGCAUCUUUUGGUAUCUACAUAACUGCGACGUCCUCCAGACAGCAUGCUGGGGCCGGCCGCCUCUCCUGCGAAGGAGGGAUCAUGAUGUCGAACCACUUGAGAGGAAUGACUUUGAAACCCUGUCACCGCAGGCCCUCGUCUUUGUCGAAAAGUCAAAGUUGUGCGUGAUACUUGCCCGGAUGGCCGAGAUGGCGUCGACCGAGAGCGCUCCCGCAAUGGCCAGCAUCGAUGCGGCCCUUGCCGACUGGAUCGCCGACGUACCGGCUGAGCUGCAGAUAUACGGACCCGACGGCCGUCGCAGGCCGUACUACCGCCCCGCAUCCGAGCUUUUCAUCCUGUACUUUGUCGCCGUCAUCCUGAGCCUGAUGCCGAGACAUCCCGUGGGCGAGCGCAUGCGGCGGCACCCACCCACCUUAUCCGUGUACGCGUCGGUGGCCGCGUCGUGUAUCGUGAUGCUGUACGACGAGAUGGGCUGCCGUGACGACACGGUGGGGCUGCUGCCAAUGCACGGCUUCUUCUCUCUCACGGCCACACUGCCACUCAUCUGCGACGGUCCCGGCACGGAAGAGCGCCACCGGCAUUCCGAAAAGAUCGAGGUGCUGCGGUCGGUGGUGUCGACGAUGCGCGACGGCUACGGAGACGCCCAUGUGAUUCUGGAGAAGAUGAAUUGGCUGCUUAGGAGGGUAGAGGCCAUGAAUGGCGAUGCCCAUCUGUCAGGACCCACGGGACCUUUGCGUGGUAGGGAUCCUGCCGUGGGGCAUCGAGAAUUAUUCCCGUUCCCUCGCGGCAUGUGCUACGACCUGGACGUGCUCCAGGAUGCACCGCCCAUCACGUCCAUGGCUGUGGCUGUGACCGACCUGGGACCGGUUGAGGGACUGGGCGACGUGGUGUUCGACUAUAGCCUGAUGGACUUUUUCGAUUUUGAUCUUGGAAGCCUGGAGGCUGUCAACAGCACAGAGGAGGCGCAGUGA